GCCCACCAAGCCCCGACCCGACCCGACUCGAAACACUCGGAGACCCGGAACGCACUGUCGGGAACAGCGCAGGUCCCAGCAGCUGGGGUCUCCCCUCAGCCCUCGAGUGGCCAUGUCCAACCCCAGUGCCCCGCCUCCAUAUGAGGACCGCAACCCCUUGUACCCUGGUCCUCCGCCCCCUGGGGGUUACGGGCAGCCAUCUGUCCCACCAGGCGGCUACCCCGCCUACCCUGCCUACCCCCAGCCGGGCUACGGUCACCCUGCUGGCUACCCACAGCCUGCGCCCCCUAUCCACCCAAUGCCCAUGAACUACGGCCAUGGCUACGAUGGGGAGGAGAGAGCAGUGAGUGACAGCUUCGGGCCCGGAGAGUGGGAUGACCUCAAAGUCCGACACACCUUCAUCCGAAAGGUCUACACCAUCAUCUCCGUCCAGCUGCUCAUCACAGUGGCCAUCAUCGCCAUCUUCACCUUCGUGGAACCCGUCAGCACCUUCGUGAGGAGAAAUGUGGCUGUCUACUACGUGUCCUAUGCUGUCUUCAUCGUCACCUACCUGACCCUUGCCUGCUGCCAGGGACCCAGACGCCGUUUCCCAUGGAACAUCAUCCUGCUGACCCUCUUUACUUUCGCCAUGGGCUUCAUGACGGGUACCAUCUCCAGCAUGUACCAAACCAAAGCUGUCAUCCUCGCCAUGAUCAUCACCGCGGUGGUGUCCAUUGCCGUCACCAUCUUCUGCUUUCAGACCAAGGUGGACUUUACCUCGUGUACAGGCCUCUUCUGUGUCCUGGGGAUUGUGCUGAUGGUGACCGGGCUUGUCACCAGCAUUGUGCUGUACUUCAAAUACAUUUACUGGCUGCACAUGGUCUAUGCUGCGCUGGGGGCCAUUUGUUUCACCCUGUUCCUGGCCUAUGACACACAGCUGGUCCUGGGGAACCGGAAGCACACCAUCAGCCCCGAGGACUACAUCACCGGCGCCUUGCAGAUCUACACGGACAUUGUCUACAUCUUCACCUUUGUGCUGCAGCUGAUGGGGGAUCGCAAUUAAGGAGCACCCCAAUGAUCCACCCCACCCAGGGCUCUCCCCUCCCUAGAGUGCUGGGCCCUAGACUGGGGUCUAGGCCUCAGACUCCUUCCUUCCCCUCCCGUAAUACUGUUUCCUUUCUGUCCUGGGGAGGGUGGCCUCCGUGGCUGUGUGUGUGUAGCUACCUGGUGGGGCUGGAGGAGCUGGGGACUAACUCCGGCUAGGGUGGGCCUGGCAGAGACAAGAUUGAGGUGUGUCUUCUGCCUCUACCCCUGAUGUGGCACCCCAUUCCUCUGAGCAGCUGGGGCUGAGGGCAGUGAACAGAGCCUGCUCUGUGGCUCCAAGGACACACGAGGGUAGGUAGGAGUGACGUCAAGGCAAUGAGGUUUCCCUCCCGCUUGGCUAUGGGCUGCUUCUAGGCUAGGUAGUCAGAGCUGUUUCUUCUCCCAACCCCAGUGAAGCCAGAGAGCUUGGUCCCAGCCCCCUGGCCCCACAAGCCAUUCCGUGUCUCUGUGGCUUGGCACCAUGCAGCCUGGGAAGGUAGGAGAGCUGUGCCCAUAGGUCUCUCCACUUCAACCCCUCCUUGUUCUAGUGACAUGUAUGUAGUUGAUCAGGGCUGGGCAUGGGACGGAAGGUGAGCACAGUACAGGACAGCAUCUCCCUAGCCUCCUUCCUCUCCCUCGUGCUUGCGACAGUGGUGGGAGAGCAGGCCAUUAGUAGCCAUCUGGUCCCCAUUCCCCAGAGCUGCCAGGGCUUGCUUGGGUGCUUCUGAGCUCUAGUCAGACAGCCUUCUUGCUUCCUGUGUUCAGGCUACACAGAACAGAGAUGAGGGGCAAAGGUCAGGAAGUUGGGUGGUUUGUAGCUCCUAAGUGUGGCCAGGAACUAGGGUGAAGACCGACUGGGGUGUUGGCAGGGAAAAUGGUCCCCACUUGGUCUGAGAGACAAGAAGACGUUGCCCAAGAAGACGUCCGUGUUCCUUCUGCUAACCCAGGGAAGGCCCCGAGAGAAGGUGGCUUCCUCUGCUCUUAACUCACACUGGGGGAUUCUGACUUAAGCCCCCCCUCUCCAGCCAGCUGCCCUCUUUGCUAUACUAAGUGCCUCACGCUGGAAUGGGGAAGGCCGGGCAGGGUCAGUCUGCCGGGGGGGUGGGGAGAAACAGAUCAGCCCAAGAAUAUACUUGUAAGUUCUCUGUUAAGUACUUGAUCCUAAGUAUAUCACACAAAGGGACACCCUAGAAAUGUAAUAAAGUUUUAUGUUUAGAAGUUAAA
Messenger RNA from Tupaia belangeri chinensis (Chinese tree shrew), 2286 nucleotides. It is a transcript of the gene TMBIM1, whose product is annotated as transmembrane BAX inhibitor motif containing 1. Gene Ontology annotation, biological process: negative regulation of apoptotic signaling pathway. The coding region runs from base 113 to 1042 and encodes 309 amino acids. Gene Ontology annotation, cellular component: membrane; endoplasmic reticulum; Golgi apparatus. The transcript is spliced from 12 exons. NCBI's taxonomy places the organism in Eukaryota, Metazoa, Chordata, Mammalia, Scandentia, Tupaiidae. The record is from RefSeq and is a predicted model, not a curated record.